Messenger RNA from Myodes glareolus (Bank vole), 2478 nucleotides. Its product is annotated as acyl-coenzyme A synthetase ACSM2, mitochondrial-like. Gene Ontology annotation, biological process: acyl-CoA metabolic process; fatty acid biosynthetic process. Gene Ontology annotation, molecular function: fatty-acyl-CoA synthase activity; fatty acid ligase activity. Lineage: Eukaryota; Metazoa; Chordata; Mammalia; Rodentia; Cricetidae. The record is from RefSeq and is a predicted model, not a curated record. Gene Ontology annotation, cellular component: mitochondrial matrix.
GGAGGAUUUGAUCUGCAAACCAUCUGCUUCAGUGCUAUUCUCUCCUCCAGGGCUGCAGGAGCUCUGGAACUUUUUCCCAAGAGGGAAGUAGACCAAGCUACCUCCAGAGGGAGUUCCAGAAGCAGCUUGGCAACUCCGACCAUGCAUUGGCUAUGGAAAAUUCCAAGACAUUGCACCCUCUGGGGUACUCAGAUGUCCAUUCGUACAUUCCAAACUAAUAGCAAGAAACUAAUACCCAUACAGUGGGGCAACCAGAAAGAAGUACCAGCCAAGUUCAACUUCGCUAGCGAUGUGAUAGACCACUGGGCCAACAUGGAGAAGGCUGGCAAGAGACCUCCUCGCCCAGCCCUGUGGUGGGUGAGUGGCAGCGGGGAAGAGCUGAAGUGGAACUUCCGAGAACUGAGUGAACUCAGCCAACAGGCAGCCAAUGUCCUCUCGGGGGCCUGUGGCCUACAGCGUGGGGACCGAGUGGCAGUGGUUCUUUCCCAAGUCCCAGAGUGGUGGCUGGUAACCCUGGGCUGCAUACGAACUGGCCUUGUCUUCAUGCCUGGAACCAUCCAGAUGAAAUCCACAGACAUACUCUACAGAUUGCAGUCAUCCAAUGCCAGGGCCAUUGUGGCUGGCGAUGAAGUGGCCCAGGAAGUGGACACCGUGGCCCCUGACUGCCCUUUUCUGAAAAUUAAGUUGCUGGUGUCUGAAAAAAGGCGAGAAGGAUGGCUGAACUUCAAGGGACUGCUGAAGGAUGCAUCCAGCACUCAUCACUGUGUGGAGACUGGAAGCCAUGAGCCAACUGCCAUCUACUUCACUAGUGGAACCAGUGGCCCUCCCAAGAUGGCAGAGCACUCCCAUUCCAGCCUGGGCAUCAAGGCCAAGAUGGACGCUGACUCCUGGACAGGCAUGGAUGUCUCUGACACAGUAUGGACCAUCUCAGACACGGGCUGGAUAGUGAACAUUAUAGCUUCAUUUCUGGAACCCUGGACACUGGGAGCAUGCACAUUUAUCUAUUUUUUGCCAAAGUUUGACCCACAGACUGUUCUAAAGGUGCUGUCCAGCUAUCCCAUCAGCUGCAUGGUGGGUGCCCCCCUCAUCUUCCGGAUGUUGCUACAACAGGAUCUUUCCAGUUACAAGUUCCCACAUCUGCAUAGUUGCUUCACUGGAGGUGAGAGCCUUCUCUCAGAGACUCUGGAGAACUGGAAAGCCAAGACGGGCCUGGACAUCCGAGAAUUCUACGGCCAGACAGAAACGGGAAUCACCUGCAGAGUUUCCAGGACAAUGAAGGUCAAACCAGGCUCCCUCGGAACAGCCAUUCCCCAUUAUGAUGUGCAGGUCAUAGAUGAACUUGGAAACGUUCUGCCCCCUGGCAAGGAAGGAGAUAUAGCCAUCAGGGUGAAGCCCAACCGGCCAGUAGGCAUCUUCUCUGGAUACGUGAACAAUCCCAAGAAGACAGAGGCCAAUAUUCGGGGAGACUUUUGGCUCCUGGGAGACAGGGGAAUCAAGGAUCCAGAAGGGUAUUUUUACUUCAUAGCGCGGACAGACGAUAUCAUUAAUUCCAGCGGGUACCGUAUUGGACCAUCAGAGGUAGAGAACGCAUUGAUGGAGCACCCUGCCGUGGCCGAGACAGCUGUGAUCAGCAGCCCGGACCCUUCCAGAGGAGAGGUGGUAAAGGCAUUUGUGGUCCUUGCCCCUGAGUUCCUGUCCCAUGACCCAGACCAGCUCACCAAGUUGCUGCAGCAGCAUGUGAAGUCGGUGACGGCACCCUACAAGUACCCCAGGAAGGUGGCGUUUGUCUCGAACCUGCCCAAGACCAUCACAGGGAAAAUCAAUCGAGCGAAGCUCCGAACUGAAGAAUGGAAAACAUCAAGACAAGGCCAGGCCCAGUGAGACUCCCAAGGCCCUCACUGUGGUUCUGUUUUCCCAGUCCUUCCUGGGACUUCUCAGUCUUCCUACGGAGAUAUAAGAGUACUCAUACAGAGGCGUGUAUGUGAUUUCUGUCUUUGUUUAGUUAUUACACAGAACAAUGACAUGUUGGAUGUUAAAAGAAAAAAGAGGGAAUGAGAGAUUUGCAGGAAAAAAAAUAAAGUGAGAAAAAUCUAAAACAGCAAGGAAAAGCAAUUAUAAAUAAUAGUGAGCAGGAAGGGAGGAAGGAAAAAGGGAAAAGUAGAGUGAAGAGGGAAAGAAAAGAGAAGAGAAGGAACUGGAAAUUAGGAGAAGAGGAGACUGUGGGCAGGACACCAAAGUCUUCCCAGUUUGCUUCAGUCCUUAGGGGCAUCAUGUCCAAACGAGAGGAAAAUGCCACUUAUACAACAUUUGUCAUGCCCAAAGAAAUGUUCUACACAAGUCACAGGCCAUCCUGCUUCAUACGUGUGGCAUCUGCAGGCUCAGCUUCUGCACCUCCCAACAUGCCACACCCUUUGGCUCACGUUUCUUAUUGUAUCUACUUUUCCUAGAAUCAAUAUUAAAAUCAUUUCAAAAUCAAAA